AUGGAGAUCCUGGACAUCCCGUCCGCCAUGGUGGGCAAGCUGAUCGGCAAGGCGGGCGAGACGAUCCGCAACCUGCAGCUCUCAACCGACACCCGCAUCCAAGUGGACCAUGCCGCGGAGGGCGACACCAAGCGCGUCACCAUCUCCGGCAUGAGCGCUGAAGCGGUGGCGCGGUGCAGGGCCGAGAUUGCCACCAUCCUGCAGGAUGAGGAGACCAAGGAGGAGCUCGACUGCCCCGCCGGCAUCGUGGGCCGCAUCAUCGGCCGCGGCGGCGAGACCAUCCGCGCCCUGCAGUCGGCCAGCCAGGCCCACAUCACGGUGGACCAAAACUUCCCCGAGGGCCAGCCGCGCAAGAUCAUCGUGCAGGGGCGCCCCGACGCCUGCCAGAAGGCGUCCAUGAUGAUUCGGGAGCUCAUCAACGGGGAGCCGGGGUCCGCGCAGGCCAUCAUCCAGCGCGUGUGCGCAGAGCAAGGCAUCGGCAAGACGCAUGUGAUGAGCUGCCCCAAGGGCAUCGUGGGCCGCAUCAUCGGCCGCCAGGGGGACACCAUCAAGCAGCUGCAGCGCGUCACCGGCGCCACCAUCCAGAUUGACCAGAGCACCGACCCCUGCCGCGUCACCCUGGCCGGCCAGCCCUCCAGCUCGGACCAGGCGAAGCGCAUGAUUGAAGACAUCAUCGCUGGCGGCGAUCCUUUCCACCCCGGCGGUCCAGGCGGCUUUGGCGCCCCUCCCUUUGGCGCACCCUACGGCGGCCCCGCCGGCCCCGGCUUUGGCGGCCCCGGCUUUGGCGGCCCCUACGGCGCGCCCUUUGGCGGCUUCCCUCCCUAUGGCGGCGGCUUUGCUCCCUACGGCGGCGCGCCCUACGGCGGCGCACCCGGCUACGGCGCACCCGGCGGCUACGGCGCAGCUGACCCGUACGCGGCGGCUGCCUCUGGCGGCUACGGUGCGGCCGGCGCUGCUGGCUACGGCGCGGCCGGCGGCGCGGCGGCCGGCGGCGGCGGCCAGUGGCAGGAGCUCCAUGAUGACCAGGGGCGGCCCUACUACUACAACCCCGCCACUGGAGUCACCCAGUGGGAGAAGCCCCCGGGCAUGUAA
Molecule: messenger RNA, 1092 nt
Organism: Chlorella variabilis
Lineage: Eukaryota; Viridiplantae; Chlorophyta; Trebouxiophyceae; Chlorellales; Chlorellaceae
Exons: 9
Coding region: 1-1092 (363 amino acids)
Biological process (GO): regulation of gene expression
Cellular component (GO): cytoplasm; nucleus
Molecular function (GO): protein binding; mRNA binding
Source: RefSeq, a predicted model, not a curated record